Molecule: messenger RNA, 3645 nt
Organism: Morus notabilis
Lineage: Eukaryota; Viridiplantae; Streptophyta; Magnoliopsida; Rosales; Moraceae
Product: ATP-dependent zinc metalloprotease FTSH 12, chloroplastic
Exons: 19
Coding region: 359-3337 (992 amino acids)
Biological process (GO): mitochondrial protein processing; protein-containing complex assembly; embryo development ending in seed dormancy
Cellular component (GO): chloroplast thylakoid membrane; m-AAA complex
Molecular function (GO): ATP binding; metalloendopeptidase activity; ATP hydrolysis activity
Source: RefSeq, a predicted model, not a curated record
UCAUUCAUGAUUCCAUUUCAUGUCAUCUCUGGACUGAAACUCAGAUGGAACGGAACCGCGCAAACAAAUUAAUAGAAAAACCACUGUCAAUCAACGAACACUUGCUUUCAACAGUCAACUCUCAUGCAUUCCAUUUAUCCAUUAGUAAUAUAUAUAUGCACAAAUUUGUUAUUGUUUGUCUAUAAUAUAUACUCACCACCAUUACUAGCCUUAUAUGGAUAAAACCCAAAACCCCUAAUUAAACCUCCUCAAAAAAAAAAAAAAAAAAAAAAAUUUGUUUGUUGUAAAAUGCUUUUCAUGUACUUGUUCUUCUCCACCCAACAUUCUCUUCUUCAAUUCUGAGAUCUUUACCCAAAAAAUGGACCUUAAAAUCUCCUACAAGCCAAACCCACUUCUCUUUUCCACUCCUUCACUCUCCCUAACGAAGCAAAGACACAAACUUUAUCGUAAAAGACCUGAGUUUCGCGCUCUAGCCGCCGCAAAUCCAAAUGGGUCUGGUGGGUUUUCUUGGCGGAGUCUGUCUCGGUCGCUUCGGCAAGGCUCGGUCCGCUUCUGGUCCAAUUUGGGCGACUCGGUCAAGAAGGAGACUGGGUUUGAUUUGGAAGAAGCCAAUGCGAGAGUGACUGAGUUUGCGGGGCGAGUCCGAGACGGGGUGAAGGUGAGUGGGAGCGAGUUGGACCGGUUCAGGACUGAUGUGUUGGCCGAGUUUGUGGAUUGGAACAAAUGGCAGCAUUGGAAGGAUUUGAAGUCUUGGGAUUCUAAACGAAUUGCUGCAUUGGUUGUCUAUAUCUUUGUUGCCGCAAUUUCUUCUCGAGGAAUAUACUUAGCGAUUCGAGCUCCUUACCUAAAUCGCCAAAGAAAAGAGUUGACAGAGGCUUAUAUGGAGGCAUUGAUUCCUGAGCCUUCUCCUACUAACGUAAGAAAGUUUAAGAAGAGUAUCUGGAGGAAAACAACAUCCAAAGGCUUGAAAAUGAAGAAGUUUAUUGAAAGACCUGACGGAACAAUUGUUCGCGAUAGUUCUUUUGUGGGUGAGGACGCAUGGGAUGAUGAUCCAGAGCUGCCUCAGGAAAACAUAAUGCAAAUUCUUGAUGGCGACACAAAAUUAAAACCAGAAGAAAAGAAAGAGGUUAAGCAAGAAUUGGGAAUUUCAGGUGAAAUUCGGGAAGGUGGAGGAAUGUGGCGUGAAAGACUUCAAAAGUGGAACGAGAUCAUCGAAAAGGAAAAGUUAACUGAACAAGUAGAUUCCCAAAAUGCUAAAUAUGCAGUUGAAUUUGACAUGAAAGAGGUUGAGAACAGUCUUCGCAAGGAUCUUGUGGAAAAGACAACAGAGAUACAAGGAACUAGGGCGUUGUGGAUUUCUAAGAGAUGGUGGCUAUAUCGUCCCAAACUUCCUUACACUUAUUUUCUUCAAAAACUAGAUAGCUCUGAGGUUGCUGCCGUUGUAUUUACAGAGGAUCUAAAGAGAGUAUAUGUCACAAUGAAAGAAGGUUUUCCACUAGAAUAUAUUGUUGAUAUUCCCCUAGAUCCAUACUUGUUUGAGACUAUUUCGAGUUCUGGUGUUGAAGUAGACCUCCUUCAGAAGCGUCAGAUCCAUUACUUAUUGAAAGUCGUGAUUGCUUUAGCGCCUGGAAUUCUGAUUCUUUGGCUUUUAAGGGAAUCCUCGAUGCUUAUGCUCAUCACAUCAAAGCGUUUUCUUCACAAGAAGUAUAAUCAACUUUAUGAUAUGGCUUAUGCAGAAAAUUUCAUCUUGCCAGUUGGAGAUGUUGGCGAAACAAAAUCAAUGCGCAAGGAAGUGGUAUUAGGAGGUGACGUUUGGGAUCUUCUUGAUGAGCUCAUGAUUUAUAUGGGAAACCCAAUGCAGUACUAUGAAAGAGGCGUGCAGUUUGUUCGGGGCGUUCUUCUCUCUGGACCUCCUGGAACAGGAAAAACACUUUUUGCAAGGACACUUGCAAAAGAAAGUGGACUGCCAUUUGUUUUUGCUUCUGGUGCUGAGUUCACAGAUAGCGAAAAGAGUGGCGCUGCUCGAAUAAAUGAGAUGUUUUCCAUUGCAAGGAGAAAUGCUCCUGCUUUUGUGUUCGUGGAUGAAAUUGACGCAAUUGCUGGAAGACAUGCGAGAAAGGAUCCCAGAAGAAGGGCAACAUUUGAGGCUCUGAUAGCACAGCUUGAAGGAGAGAAGGAAAAAACUGGUGUUGAUAGAUUCUCACUUAGACAAGCGGUAAUAUUCAUCUGUGCAACCAAUAGGCCAGAUGAGUUGGACCUUGAAUUUGUUCGUCCAGGACGGAUUGACCGUCGUUUGUACAUAGGUUUGCCCGAUUCGAAGCAACGAGUUCAAAUUUUUGGUGUGCAUAGUGCAGGAAAGCAGCUAGCAGAUGAUGUAGACUUUGGAAAACUCGUCUUCCGUACAGUUGGAUUUUCUGGUGCAGAUAUCCGGAAUCUUGUCAACGAAGCAGCAAUUAUGUCGGUGAGAAAAGGACAUUCCAAAAUUCACCAGCAAGAUAUUGUUGACGUAUUAGACAAACAAUUGCUGGAGGGUAUGGGUGUACUUCUCACUGAAGAAGAGCAACGAAAAUGUGAAGAAAGUGUGUCUUAUGAAAAGAAGAGGCUGCUGGCUGUACAUGAAGCUGGUCACAUAGUCUUAGCUCAUUUGUUUCCACAGUUUGAUUGGCAUGCUUUCUCUCAGCUCCUGCCUGGUGGCAAGGAAACUGCAAUUUCUGUGUUUUAUCCCCGAGAAAAUAUGGUGGACCAAGGUUACACAACAUUCGGCUACAUGAAGAUGCAAAUGGUGGUUGCACAUGGUGGUCGUUGUGCCGAGCGUGUUGUAUAUGGUGAUGAUAUAACUGAUGGGGGAAGGGAUGAUCUUGAAAAGAUAACAAAGAUUGCUCGAGAGAUGGUUAUCAGCCCUCAAAACCGGAGGUUGGGGCUCCUUCCUUUAACAAAAAGAAUUGGACUAGUGGAUCGACCGGAUAAUCCAGAUGGCGAGUUGAUAAGAUACAGAUGGGACGAUCCACAUGUGAUUCCUGCCAAAAUGACGCCUGAAGUGUCCGAGCUAUUUAAUCGAGAAUUGACGCGGUAUAUUGAAGAAACAGAAGAGCUUGCAAUGAAUGCUCUGAGGAACAAUAGACACAUACUGGACCUGAUAACCACGGAAUUAUUGGAGAAGUCGAGGAUAACUGGACUAGAGGUUGAAGAGAAAAUGAAGGGCCUUUCUCCUGUUAUGUUUGAAGAUUACGUAAAGCCAUACCAGAUAAACUUGGAAGAGGAGGGACCGUUGCCGCAUAAUGAUCGAUUGCGAUAUCAUUCAUUGGACAUAUAUCCUGCACCAUUGCACAGAUGUUAAACACUUACAGAUGGAAAUCUCGCGAUGUCAGUUCUUUGCGUAAAAAACCAAAUGCUCAAGUUACUGCCAUCCAAAAGUUUGGGAACUGCGUUGUCGACAAAACCAAUUGACCAUGACGUGAUGUUCAAGGCUAUUUAGAGUAUUUUUUCGUAAAUGCCGAGCCUCUUCAAAGCCAAGAAGUCCACACAUAUUUGCAGCGGAGCGUUUAAUAAAUUUUGCAACCAAUCCAGAUGCUGGUUGACAAAGGAGUUAAAUUUGUUGCAGUUCCUGAGGCCGAAACAUUGCUAGCAGAAUGUCGACUAGAUCAC